AUGACUCAAGAAAAUGAAAGAAUGAAUCCUUGUGAUAUAGAUGAAGUAGAAGUCAGUUCGGAUACAUCUGAAAAGGAGGCCAAAGAAUCCAAGACACACGGAUCAUUAGAGAAUUUUGUGCCACAGAUAUACCGUGCUAAAUUCUUCGGAAAUACUUCCGUCUCUGAGCCUCGUGGUGAUUUUAUUUGCGAAAGCUCACUAGGAUUACUUAAAACUCAGUUGCUUACAUCAAAAUUACACAAGAAAAGAAUUAGGAUACGUGUAGACACCAGUGGAAUUAGUGUUAUUGGUUCACGAAAUUCGACAUUACAUCAUGUGCAUAAAUUUGAAAAUAUUACAUUUAUUUGGACUGACCCCUGUGAUUUACAAUCAUGUGGAAUUAUAGUUAAACAACCAUUAAUUGGGGAUAAUAUUCAUCAGUUUUAUGGUUAUAAACUUUAUCAAAAUACUCCGAAGUUGAUUGGUGUGUUAAAGCACAUCUAUUCAAAUCUUGAGUUACUACCGCCUAAUGAAGACAUAUUGAGUAAAUCAGAACAUUCUACGGAUACCAGGAUUUUCGACACUACCGAGGAAAAUAAUCCUGAUUUGAUUCAGUUAAUAGAUAUUAGUGACAACACUGUCUCACCACACCGAAAAAACGCUGACAAUGAAAAUAUUCAAAAGCAAUACACAAGUAAUGGACACAACAUUCCGUACAAUAAAGAUGGUGAAAAAAACUGGAUAACUUUCGAUGAUCAUUUUGAAAACCAAGGGAUUAGCUGGGAAAACUCUACACCUAAAAAUCUAAUGUCUCAAAAUCUUCAUAAUCAACCAUUUGGUAACAAUGAUCUACAUUUCUUCUCACAAAUCAAUAUGAAUAAUCAAAUGUCCAAACAUAAUUCUAGUCCAUUUAUGGAAAUGAAUAAAUGUACAACACAAAACACUCCGUAUUUAAAGUCAUAUUCAACAACAGCUAAUAUUUGGUCAAAUAUACCACCUGCUAUUCAAACCACUAAAAUAUCCCCAAUGGAUGAUAAUUUUUGUAGCUGGACAACAACACAGCAUAUCCAAACUAAGCCAAAUAAUGUGUAUACUAAUAAUAAAAAUGCUACCAAUAAUCCAUUUUAUAAUUUACCAGUUGGUGACGCUCAUUUAAAUGUAAAACAAACUUCUCCACUUGAUACAAUAUUUGAUAUAAAAUUAUUUAACUGA
Schistosoma curassoni is the source of this 1191-nucleotide messenger RNA. The record is from the annotation of a GenBank genome assembly. Lineage: Eukaryota; Metazoa; Platyhelminthes; Trematoda; Strigeidida; Schistosomatidae.